UCACCCUGAGUACCAUGGCAUGGCCUGGCGAACUAUGCGCGCCGCGCAUGCCGCUGCCGCGCGGAACCCGCGGUUCCUGCGGGGUGAAAGUGCCGCAGAUGUGGUCAUGGCCCUGGCGGAGGAGGCCCGGUGGCAGCAGGCCAUCAGCCUGGCGCAGAAGCAAGUGCAUUGGAAGACAUACCAAAAUAGCCUCCAGGCUUGCCGCAAAGGCUUGCAAUGGGAAUGGUCUGUCCAGUUGUUGGAUGAGAUGCAGAUGCACAGCCUCAGGCCCUCCAGCACGGCCUAUGGCUUGGUGGCCUCCACCUUGGGAAGGGCCACACAGUGGAGCAAAGGUCUACAGCUCAUCCAGACCAUGCGAGGUGACGCGGUGCCGUUGCACUUGAAGAUCUUCAGCGCCGUGCUGAGCGGCUGUGGCGAGGCACAGCAGUGGCAGGCAGCUGUGGCACUCUUGGACGAUGCAGAGCAGAGUGCUCUUCAGCUGGACACAGUGGCAUGCAACGCUGGAAUGAUGGCCUGCAAGACCGGUGCAUGGGAGACCUCUGUGGCCCUGCUGACCGCCAUGCUGCAGCGUCAGCUGGCGCCCUCGGUGGUGACGCUGGCCGCGCUGGUGGAGGCCCUGGGGCCCCCGCGCUGGGCGAAGGCUUUGCAGGUCCUGGAGGAGAGCCGCCGCUUCACGGUCGUGCCGGACCUGGUUCUGGUGAAUGCCACUGCCUCGGUCGCCUGUCGAGGCAGCAGCUGGACCACCGCCUUGGCGCUUGCUGAAGGGCUCCCGCAGAGGGCGCUCCAAGCGGACGUCUUCACGGCAAACAUCGUCCUGUCCAGUCUGGCGCAGAACAAGGGUUGGCAGGACACGCUGGCGAUGCUGCACUCUCUUCCCAGGCGCACGUUGAGGCCGAACACCAUCUCCUUCAACACCACCAUGAGUUGUGCAGUGCAAGGCGGUCGAUGGCAGUUGGUCUAUGAGCUUUUGGAUGAGAUGAACAGGAGGAAACUACGUUGGAUGGAUGGAACGUUCAAUGCGUUGGCAUCGGUCCACGAACUGAAUUCAUCCUGGGAAGCAGCAGUUCAAUGUCUGGUGGAUGCCUCCAAAGAAGGACUACAGCCAAGUGUGAUGACACGCGCUGUGGUGGUCUCGGCCUGUCGCAAGGCGCAGCAGUGGCACCAGGUGCUGGCUUUGCUCGAGCAGUCCGAGGACAGUGCUCGGGAUGAUCUCUUCCGCGCCUCCUACAUGGCCAGCUGCUUGGACGCCGGAGACUUGCCCACGGCCCUGGCGGCGUACCGAGAACGUCCGCUGCGUGGAACGGCGCAGCGGCAGCCCAAUGUGGUGGAUUUGCAUUUACUACAACCCGAAGAGGCACGCUUGGCCGUUUGCUGCGCCCUCCUUGACCUUGCCCUGCUGCCCCAAGUGCCAGUGACAGGCCUCGUGCUGGUCACGGGACGUGGCAGCCACUCGGAAGGUGGGCAGUCCAUCCUACGACCGGCAGUGUUGCAGCUUCUGUCUGAACUACGUUUGAAAGCAAGCGUCAAUUCGAAUCGAGGAUCUGUGCACGUUCCGAAGCAUGCGCUGUUGAGCUUCCUGGGAGAGGC
Messenger RNA from Durusdinium trenchii, 1587 nucleotides. NCBI's taxonomy places the organism in Eukaryota, Dinophyceae, Suessiales, Symbiodiniaceae. The record is from the annotation of a GenBank genome assembly.